Messenger RNA from Xyrauchen texanus (razorback sucker), 1275 nucleotides. RefSeq names its product dr1-associated corepressor. Gene Ontology annotation, molecular function: transcription coactivator activity; transcription corepressor activity; RNA polymerase II general transcription initiation factor activity. Gene Ontology annotation, biological process: negative regulation of transcription by RNA polymerase II; transcription by RNA polymerase II; positive regulation of transcription by RNA polymerase II. The transcript has 7 exons. Lineage: Eukaryota; Metazoa; Chordata; Actinopteri; Cypriniformes; Catostomidae. Bases 92 to 559 code for a protein of 155 amino acids. Gene Ontology annotation, cellular component: nucleus; negative cofactor 2 complex. The record is from RefSeq and is a predicted model, not a curated record.
UUCCUGUGAAAGGUAAACAAAUGGCGCUGUGCACUCCAAGUAGAAAAAUGACUCAAAAUGUAAGCCGAAUACGGAUAUUUAAGAGUUCAAAAUGCCCGGACAGAAGAGAAAGUACAACGUUCGCUUUCCACCCGGACGCAUCAAGAAAAUCAUGCAAAAAGACACAGAAGUUGGAAGAAUCGCCACAGCUGUACCGGUCAUCAUAUCUAAAGCUUUAGAAAUGUUCCUCAGAUCUCUUCUUGCCAAGACCAGUAAAAUAACACAGUCAAGGAACAGCAGAGUGAUGUCCAUCAAUCACAUGAAACAGUGUAUUCAUUCAGAGAAGCUGUUUGACUUCCUAAAGGAUCUGGCUGAUCAGCCUUCCUCUGCAUCAGCAUCAGAGUGCAAAACUAAGGGCAAAUGGCAGUUACACCGGAAACGCUUGCAAAGUGCGUCUAUCAAAGCCAGGUCGCCUGAAAGGCAGGAGCCACCCCAGAAAGCCACCAAUGAUCUAGUCAUCAACAAUGAUUCAUCAAGUGAGUCGGAGCUUUUUAUCUGUUUGGAAACUCGUUCACCUUAACCGCACGUUGAGUAGUCUCACUAGAUCCAACAAUCUUCCCCACUGAAAACUGCAGUAUUAUUUAUGAAGACCCAAAAUCCUUUUUUGGGGGGUGCUGUUGUUAUUUGACAUAAAUGUUUGAUUUUUAAUAUGUGAAUCUGCUUUGUUGUGGUGCUAAAUUCACCAAAGAAUUAAUUAUAUAAUUGUUUGUUUUCAUGUGUUCAAGUUCUCCAUGGAGAAACUGUCAUCACAUUCAUUACGUUUUAUAUUUAGCUAAGAAAAUAAUUUAUGUUAUAGAGACAUUUUUUGGUAAUGAGCAUCUCCAAUCAUUUUCUUUCCAUUGGAUUCAUAAUUAAAACUGUAGUUUGAACGGUGUACUGUUUACAAUUUAACAUAAUUUUCUAAGCUGUGAGUUAUUGGAUAUUGUAAAUAUGUAAAUAUUUUUCUAUCAGCUUUGAAUGCAGGUCAGUGGUUUUGUUAGUUAUCCACAGUAGGUUUAGGGGUUAUUUAAGAAGCAUAUUGUAACAACAUCAAGUGUAUUUUAUAGUGAAUGUUCUAUAAAGUAUAUUUUAAUAAUGAUUUGUUAUGUUUAUAAUACAAUGUUUAUAGAUAUUAAUAUUCUACUGCUCACCUAACUAUAGAGGGAUACAAUACAAUCUGCAGUAGAAAAAAAUGUUUCAAAUAACCAAGGAUCUAUCACAGAGUAAUGCAAAAUUAUGGCUGAAUAAAAUAUUUGA